AUGUCUAAAUUAACUAUUAUUACUUUUGUUUGUUUUUUUAUAAUUUAUGUUGUUUAUGGAAUUUCAUUACAAACCAAUGAUUCAUCAGUUGGACCAUGUUUAGAUAAAAUGUGUAUGGAAGGUUAUGAAUGUAAAAAUGAUUUAUGUUAUAAAAUAUCUCAAAAUAUCUCUAGCAAUAAUUUUAGUUCUCAAAUUAUUGGACCUUGUGUCAACGGUAACUGCCCAGAUGGAUAUGUUUGUAAAGAAGAUUCUUGCUAUUUACAAUAA
Strongyloides ratti is the source of this 267-nucleotide messenger RNA. RefSeq lists its product as hypothetical. NCBI's taxonomy places the organism in Eukaryota, Metazoa, Nematoda, Chromadorea, Rhabditida, Strongyloididae. The coding region runs from base 1 to 267 and encodes 88 amino acids. The record is from RefSeq and is a predicted model, not a curated record. The transcript has a single exon.